AUGCCUACAUGUCCACAGAGUGUUUUCAUUUUCACUAUAACAAGAGAAAAAUACAAGUACAAAAAUAACACCGCUCAAGAGUUCUCUCUUGCAAAUUUGAACAGAGAAGGAGAAGGAGAAGGCAAAGAGAAAGUCAAGGGACACGGAAAAGGCAUAGGCAUUCAUAAGAAAGGGUGGCAGAACAAAUGGACAUGA
Prunus armeniaca (apricot) is the source of this 195-nucleotide messenger RNA. NCBI's taxonomy places the organism in Eukaryota, Viridiplantae, Streptophyta, Magnoliopsida, Rosales, Rosaceae. The record is from the annotation of a GenBank genome assembly.